Molecule: messenger RNA, 2180 nt
Organism: Gastrolobium bilobum
Lineage: Eukaryota; Viridiplantae; Streptophyta; Magnoliopsida; Fabales; Fabaceae
Product: folylpolyglutamate synthase-like
Exons: 16
Coding region: 221-1834 (537 amino acids)
Biological process (GO): tetrahydrofolylpolyglutamate biosynthetic process
Cellular component (GO): mitochondrion; cytosol; cytoplasm
Molecular function (GO): tetrahydrofolylpolyglutamate synthase activity; ATP binding
Source: RefSeq, a predicted model, not a curated record
AAGCUGAAGCUACCUUUCUCUGCAACAAACAACAAACCCCAUCACGCAUACCACAAAACACUACUCUUUCUAUCUUUCAUUCCUUCAAUCCCAUUCCCACCUUCCAUUUUUCACUUCCCUCCACGCCGUAACUCUCUCUCUCUCUCUCUCUCUGCUUCACAAUUCACACAACAAACUUUUUAUUAUUGUUGUUUGAUUCAGAUUUCAAUCCACAGUAGCCAUGGCUGAAGAAGGAGAUAAUGGGUCCCCAAAAUCUUCAUCAUUGACCCCGUAUGAAGAAGCAUUGGAUGCCUUGUCAUCUUUGAUUACUAGACGCACUCGUGUUGGUGAUGUCAAUAUGGAGGAACGAUUCAACGUGCUAUUUGAGUACCUCAAGAUGCUUGAUUUGGAGGAGGCCAUUUCGAAUAUGAAGAUUAUCCAUGUUGCUGGUACCAAAGGGAAGGGAUCUACAUGCACCUUCACAGAAUCUAUAUUACACAACUGUGGUUUUCACACUGGGCUUUUCACUUCUCCUCACCUAAUUGAUAUCAGAGAAAGGUUUCGUUUAGAUGGUGUGGAAAUCUGUGAAGAGAAAUUUUUAGCAUAUUUCUGGUGGUGUUAUGAUAGACUAAAGGAAAAAACUGAUGACAAUGUUCCAAUGCCUACCUUUUUUCACUUCCUUGCGUUACUUGCCUUCAAGAUAUUUUCAGCAGAGCAGGUAGAUGUUUCUAUAAUGGAGGUUGGAUUAGGUGGCAAAUUUGAUGCAACAAAUGUGGUGCAAGCACCUACUGUGUGUGGUAUAACUUCCCUUGGGUAUGACCACAUGGAGAUUCUUGGUAAUACUCUUGGAGAAAUUGCUGGUGAGAAGGCUGGUAUCUUCAAGCACCGGAUUCCAGCAUUCACGGUGCCUCAACCUGAUGAAGCAAUGCAUGUACUCAAAGAGAAGGCUUCUCAGUUACAUGUACCUCUUCAAGUGGCAAUCCCAUUAGAUGCCAAAUUGCUAAAUGGUUCAAGACUAGGGCUUGAAGGUGAGCACCAAUAUACAAAUGCUGGUCUUGCUGUUGCAUUAUGCUCUACAUGGCUAAAGAUGACUGGGCAUCUUGAAGACACUCAUUUGAAACAGCCACAACACACUUUGCCAGAGCAAUUCAUAAAAGGGUUAGCAACUGCGAGUCUGCAAGGAAGGGCUCAGAUUGUUCCUGAUCAACUCAUCAACAAUGAAAUCUCAAAUAAACUUGUUUUCUUUUUAGAUGGGGCUCAUAGUCCUGAAAGCAUGGAAGCAUGUGCAAAGUGGUUUUCUCUUGCUAUUAAAGACCAGGACUUGUUCCAUCAGAAACCUGAUAAUUCUAAGUUCUUGGACAAAGUAGUAAAGAUGCACCAAGGUGAAAGAGCGCAGAAAAAAUCCACACAGAUUUUGCUGUUCAAUUGCAUGUCUGUGCGAGAUCCUCAGUUGCUUCUUCCUCACUUGAUGAAAACAUGUGCUGAUCAUGGUGUCUACUUCCAGAAAGCUCUCUUUGUACCUGGUUUAUCAGUGUAUUACAAAGUUGGAUCCCAUGCUUUAACGCCAACUGAUUCUAACAUUGACCUGUCGUGGCAGUUCACUCUACAAAGAGAGUGGGAAAAUCUCAUGCAGGGGAACAAAGGCAAGAGUAUCAAUGCUGCUUCUGAAGAAUUAAAAGAUGAUAUGGAAAUGAGUACCAGUAAUUGUGAGCACAGUGCAGUUUUUUCCUCAUUGCCUCUGGUUAUCAAAUGGCUUAGGGACAGAGUGCAACAAAAUCAUUCAACUCGUUUUCAGGUCCUCGUAACUGGUUCUUUACAUCUUGUUGGUGAUGUGUUGAAAUUAAUCAAGAAGUGAUACGUUGGACUAAUUUGAAAGAUUCAUUUCCAUUCUGAUUUAUGAAGUAAUGAAGUGUCAUUACUAUUCUUGACUUUAUCCCACGGGAUAUCUAUGUCAUUCACAGUCCAUCAAAGUGCUAUUAUGACACUUGGUUCGGAAAAUGGUAACAGAAUGUUGUCAGCAUAACAUCCUUAGAUUUGGACAUUUGAUACAUACGGUCCAUUGGUUUACUUCAGCUUCAGUCUGGUGACUUUCUUCUUCAUGGGUCUUUCAAUUUUCAUUUGAUUGUAGUUGAAAAAGAAAAGGGUGGAUUAUGGGAGAUGAAUAAAGGAUAAUCCACUUAGGUGGGGUUUAUAACACAGGA